This is a messenger RNA of Cordyceps militaris CM01, 939 nucleotides long. RefSeq lists its product as uncharacterized. The transcript is spliced from 4 exons. Bases 1 to 939 code for a protein of 312 amino acids. Lineage: Eukaryota; Fungi; Ascomycota; Sordariomycetes; Hypocreales; Cordycipitaceae. The record is from RefSeq and is a predicted model, not a curated record.
AUGACGCACAAACGCGCGGUGUCUGAUGAUUCGUCAUUCUAUGGGGAUAUAAAUGCAAUUGAAUACCUCAAUCAACGAGUUGACUCUUUUGAUCCUGACGAAUGGAUGAUGCAGCAUCACGAACAGCCAGGGUGGGCGCAGCCGCGCAUCCUCCCGACUCCCACCGCAUCUGACUUGCACAACCCCUACGCCGGAGUUUCAUAUGCAUGGCAGCUUACAGAAUCGGUGGACGAUUUUCUUGCACGUCUUCCUCCAGCCACAACAGCCCAAACGAGCGAAAUUCCGUGGAUUUACAUAUGCAACCCUUACAUAGCACGCGUUGCGAAACCGGACAGCUUAAACCAAAAGAGCAAAGGCAACGAAGACGAGGGGCCAGAGCAGGAAGGUUCCAAGUUAGACGUCGUUAUUGAGGGAGGUAUGGAGCGACUUGAACUCUUGGGCAACUUUCUCCAGGAGGUGCCGAAGUUCGGUAAACCACCAUCCACCACAGAGAGUGAGAAGAACAAAGAGCGGGCGCAGGCUACACUGAACAUUUUGCAUCUUGCCCACGUUGGAAAAGUCCGUGCAGGAAAGUGGAUGCUCUUUUGUGAUGUUUUGGAGGUGAAUGGGGUUUGGGACAUUGUUGCUAAAGCGACAGCAAGUAAUGAGCUUGGAAUUGCGUCAAAAGUUGCUCCGCGACCGGAGCAGGGUGAUUUGCGAAAAGAGCGUCUCAUUUGUGUGUAUACAAAGGACUUUAUGGACAAGGUCGACGUUGGACGUGUUGUGCAAAGGUUGAAAGAGCUUGGGUUGGCAGAUAACAAGUCGCGAAGGAUUUACUACAAGCCCGACGUCUUUACGUAUUUAGGGAUAUCGGGCGGAAACACAUGGGGUUUAAAGGCGUCCAUCUACAACUCCUCGGAAGCAUUUCCGUCAGGACAAGAUGUUGCGAUGGCGCUCUAA